Halichondria panicea is the source of this 1939-nucleotide messenger RNA. RefSeq lists its product as uncharacterized. Lineage: Eukaryota; Metazoa; Porifera; Demospongiae; Suberitida; Halichondriidae. The transcript is spliced from 4 exons. The coding region runs from base 361 to 1797 and encodes 478 amino acids. The record is from RefSeq and is a predicted model, not a curated record.
UGAUGAAAGUAGCCCAGAAAUUGACGGAGGAUGAGAUGUCACGACUCUCCUAUGAAGAAGGAUUCAUCCUGGAGCUGCCCCCAGGCUCCACUGGACUACAGGACAUGAGGGUCCACUUCUUACACAAGUUGGAAGCCAAGGGCGUCUUCAGUCCCAAGAAUCCUGACGGCUUCGCUGGCCUACUCAAGCGACUAUCCAGAGAUAAUUUGAUAGCGGAGGUGAAUAAGUACAAGCAGAACCAUCUCUUUGUAAAACCCGCAAAGAAAAUAAAAAAAAAAGUCAAAAGAGGAAGGGAAAGCAGCAGUUAAACAGCCAAUACAGUCAGUAACAAUAGAGAAUCCUCAAGACAACCUUGAGGAUAUGUUUGCCCUGGCUAUGACCCAUGCCAGUAACUUGAUGACCGUCCUUCGUGAGCUUAUGCAACAACAAGUACCCAGAGAUAAGCUAGCAGCAGUCAUCCCUCAAGUCAAGAAGGCCAUAUUCAUGUUGUCCAAAGAUGAGCAGGCUGUGGUAUCCGUUUGUCAAGCCAUGAGAAAGGCAGCUGCUGAUGCUGGUGUUACAUUACCUGAUCAUGUGAGCACUCAGCACAGCUCCACAUCAAGCCGAGACAAAGGGAACAAAAAGAAAGCUGAAACACUUAUGCAACCUAAACUCCGGACCUACAAGAAGCCACUCUUACCACCAGUCAAGAAGUCACUAUCACAGAGCCUGUCUGUUGGUUUUGGAGCUACUGUCAUUCACAGACAAGACGAUGGAGAACAGUACGAUGAGAUUGUUCUUAUGCCAACCUUUGGUCACAGACAAGACGAUGGAGAACAAUACGAUGAGAUUGUUCUUAUGCCAACCUUUGGUCACAGACAAGACGAUGGAGAACAAUACGAUGAGAUUGUUCCUAUGCCAACCUUGAGUCACAGACAAGACGAUGGAGAACAGUACGAUGAGAUUAUUCCUAUGUCAACCUUGAGUCACAGACAAGACGAUGGAGAACAAUACGAUGAGAUUGUUCCUAUGCCAACCUUGGGUCACAGACAAGACAAUGGAGAACAGUACGAUGAGAUUGUUCUUAUGCCAACCUUUGGUCACAGACAAGACGAUGGAGAACAAUACGAUGAGAUUGUUCCUAUGCCAACCUUGAGUCACAGACAAGACGAUGGAGAACAGUACGAUGAGAUUAUUCCUAUGUCAACCUUGAGUCACAGACAAGACGAUGGAGAACAAUACGAUGAGAUUGUUCCUAUGUCAACCUUGGGUCACAGACAAGAUGAUGGAGAACAGUACGAUGAUAUUGUUCCUAUGCCUACCUUGGGUCAGGCAUAUGAUACGUACGACCAAAUUCCCAUCAGAAACCGCCCCCUUUUAGACUCUUCCUGCAAGGCACACAUGUUUUUACAAGAGGAGGAGGGUUUCUAUGACAAUGCUGUCGACCCCUCGUAUGAAAGCGAGCAACCUGCAUACGAUAAUGUCGUUGAAUCAUCCAAUGGAGUAGAAGAGGUGAAUUAUUAUGAAGCUGUCGAUCAGACUGAAUUGGACGAGAAAAGCUAUGUUGAAGUUGUCAAUUGGACGAGAACAACUGUUGGAAUGGUGAGACACACAGACAGCGGGAUUGGAAGUGGAGAGGGAAAGCUGAGGGAAUGGCUUCCUGGAAACCCCCAGCCACAAGGGCUGGAAAACGAUGAUAUGAUGGAAAACCCUAUGUAUAUCACCAAACCACAAGAGAGCAGAUACAUGGCAUUGUUAAAGCAGCAAGUAGCUGAAGAUGAGGACUCUCUGUACACUGACGUUGUAAGGAGACCAUGACAGUGCUAACACUUAAGUUGCGUGCAAUCCACAUACACAAAAACUACAAUAUUAUUAUUGCAAUAUCUGAAGAUGCACAAUUAUGUGCAUGUACAUGUAUUAUUUUGCUUACAGCGGUUUGAAUAAAUUGACAUUUCAUUGA